GAAGGAGGAAGAAGGUGGGUGAAGAAAAGGUCAGCCAUCUUCGUGAGGUCGAAACCUGCGGCAUAGUGAUGCCCCGACACUGCUCAGCUGGUGGCUGCAAAUCUCGGGACAACCGUGAGAGUCGUAAUGCAGGAAUCACCUUCCACAAAUUGCCUAAAGGACCAACGAGGAGGAACCUUUGGAUCACAAACUCCCGUCGUGCGGACUCCUGGGACCCUCAGAGUGACUUUGUCUACUUUUGUUCCCAACAUUUCACCCAGGAGAGCUUUGAGCUGACCGGAUACAGUGGGAUCAGGAGACUGAGAGAAGACGCUUUACCUACAGUGUUUGAUUUUUCGACAACAACCAAAUCCAAGAGAGCGGGGAGGCUGCAGAAACGAGAAGACCCUCCUGUCAGGAAGAGUCCACACCUAGCAUACCAGGAGAAUGAUGAGAGCCUCCCUUCAGAUGAACCCACAGGUGAGAGCUCAGCGGCAGCACCUGGAGAGACUCCUGAAGACACACCUGCACCUCCUCCGGAGUCUUCAGAGGUGGAGCCGCUCCCACAGGACGAACACAGCCCUCCUCCACCAGAACCGGAGCCUCGGCCCGUCUCCCCGUCACGCUACAUGAGACGCCUGCCCCCUCCUCCGGGCUUCUACCUGUCCAAGGAGCACAGCUACGCUCAGCUCUGCCCCCUGCUGUGGAGGAGGCGCUACGACCAGGCCAUCGACUGUCUGGAGAAGACUCUGCGACAGCUGCACGCGGCCCGGCGGAGGGAGAGCCGCCUGAGGAGCACCAUGCUCAGGCUGAGAGAUAAACGGCUGAAACAGGCCCUGCUGGUGUCCAGGGACGUUUGUAAAGACCGCAGGGGUCCAGGGGAGGAGAGGAGACGAGGAAGAGGAGGAGGUAACCUGGAGGAAACUGAGAACGAUGCUAAAGGUGAGGAUACCGGUGUGUUUGAGGACAGAGGAGUGGAUCAGAUGGAGUUUGGAGGUCGUUUUCUUCAGGACACAAACAGCUGGUGUGAGGAGGAGGAGAGGGGCAGUGUUUUUACUGUGGACGAGGACAGGACAGGACGCAGGAUGUGUCUCACAGAGCAGAGAAGAGGGGCAGCCCACAGAGCAUGA
Molecule: messenger RNA, 1109 nt
Organism: Labrus bergylta (ballan wrasse)
Lineage: Eukaryota; Metazoa; Chordata; Actinopteri; Labriformes; Labridae
Source: RefSeq, a predicted model, not a curated record